Neocloeon triangulifer is the source of this 1357-nucleotide messenger RNA. Its product is annotated as acidic mammalian chitinase-like. Gene Ontology annotation, biological process: carbohydrate metabolic process; chitin catabolic process. Gene Ontology annotation, cellular component: extracellular region. Gene Ontology annotation, molecular function: chitin binding; chitinase activity. The transcript has 9 exons. NCBI's taxonomy places the organism in Eukaryota, Metazoa, Arthropoda, Insecta, Ephemeroptera, Baetidae. The coding region runs from base 73 to 1233 and encodes 386 amino acids. The record is from RefSeq and is a predicted model, not a curated record.
AGAGUUAGCGUCACUGAAAAUUCCGGAAACUCGAGCAUAUAUAAGCGGACUGCUGGUCUCUUUCUGUACAAGAUGCUCCGACGCGCCUACGUAACUUUGGCAAUUUUGCUAGCCAUUUCUUCGUUGGCUUCAGCCCAGAAGAAAGUCGUUUGCUACUACAGUAGCUGGGCCAAUUACCGAACAGGCAAUGGUCAGUUCAACGCCACCAACAUUGACCCUUUUCUGUGCACGCACCUCAUCUACGCUUUCAUUGGCGCCAAUACGGACGGCACUGUAAAGAUUCUCGAUUCUUGGAACGAUGUCACACUAAACGGAUACAAAGAUUUCAACAAUUUGCGAUCAAAAAACGCGAAUUUAAAGACGCUUGUUGCGCUGGGAGGGUGGAACGCAGGAUCUGCAACCUACUCAAACAUUUGCAAUAACGUCGCCCUGCGUACAGCAUUCGUGACCAAUUUGUACAACUUUGUUGUCAAGUGGGGAUUCAACGGGCUUGAUAUCGACUGGGAAUAUCCGGCGCAGAGAGGUGGAAUCGCCGCCGAUAAAGCAAAUUUUGCAUCCUUGGUCAGAGAGCUCAGGGCUAAGUUCUCGCCGGCCAAACUGCUUUUGAGCGCUGCCGUUUCUGCAGGCAUCAACAGUUACAGCACUACAUAUGAUUUGCCAUCUCUCGCCGCAAAUCUGGAUUUCAUCAAUUUGAUGACGUACGAUUUCCACUCCUCUGCAGAAGGAAAAACUGGAGAGAAUUCGCCUCUGUACGCCGCUUCAAUCGAUACUGACAAAACUAUGAAUUCGGACGCUACGGUCCAAUACUGGAUUAGACAGGGCGUGGAUAAGAUGAAAAUCGUGCUCGGAGUGCCCCUUUACGGCCGAUCGUUCACCCUGAAAAGCGCGACCUCGAACGGUUUGGGCGCCGCGACUGUCGGUGCUGGCGUUGCAGGAGGCUGGUCGAAAGAAGCGGGACUUUUAAUGUAUUGGGAGAUCUGCUACUAUCAGAUGAGCUUAACCGGAUGGACCGUCCAGUGGAACGUAGCCCAACAAGUACCCUACGCGUUCAGAAGUACCCUUUGGGUCGGCUACGAGAACAAACAGUCGGUCAUGGUGAAGGGCAAAUACGCAAAGGACAACGGUCUGGGCGGAGUCAUGGUCUGGGCUAUGGACUAUGAAGAUUUUCGCAACUUAUGUGGCGGAGGAAAAUUCCCGCUCAUCUCGGCUCUUAAGGCAAAUUUCAUUGCUUGAUUUGAGACUAUUUUAUUUCAUUGGGAUGAUUUGAUUUAUUAUUGCAAUUGAUGAAUUGGCUAUUCUUGUUUAAUUUUAUUGAGUAUCAUGUAAUGGAAUAAGAAAAUUUGACAAUAAAAACAGA